Molecule: messenger RNA, 1835 nt
Organism: Coffea arabica (coffee)
Lineage: Eukaryota; Viridiplantae; Streptophyta; Magnoliopsida; Gentianales; Rubiaceae
Source: RefSeq, a predicted model, not a curated record
AUGCAAACUAGUGGCAGUGGAACGAAUUUCUCCUCUUCUUUUGAGCAAAAGAAUACACCCCUUAUAAACUAGAUGAUCAUGGCAUCCAGUCCUCGGAAUGUUUUCCUACAAGGUGGAAAUACAACAGAAUUUAGUGAACCAGUACUGAAGUUGAGAAGACUACCCUUUAGUGCCCCAUUAGGAUCACCAUAUAUAAAGGCUGCUGACCGUCCCCGUGCCCCUAUUUCUUGCUCGGCAGUAGCUGAUAAAAUGCCAGCAACAGUUGGGGGUGCACUUGACUCCAAUUCCCUAACUACUAGACGGUUAAUGACUCAGACAUUCAUUGACCAAGCUGAACUGAUGACAGUUUCUAGUACAGGAAAAUUCGGACGGUUUGGGGGAAAGUUUGUGCCCGAGACGUUAAUAUCUUGUUUGAGCAAGCUUGAAGCCGAAUUCAUCUUGGCUUUGCAUGACGAAAAUUUUCAGGAAGAGCUUGCAACAGCAUUGAGGGAUUAUGUGGGCCGAGAAAGUCCGCUGUAUUUUGCUAAGAGGCUGACAGACUAUUACAAAAACAGUGAAGGAAAAGGGCCAGAGAUUUAUUUGAAAAGGGAGGAUCUUGUGCAUACAGGAGCUCACAAGAUCAAUAAUGCCAUAGCACAAGCAAUGCUUGCAAAGCGAAUAGGCAGGAAAAGAAUAGUGGCAGCCACCGGCGCCGGUCAGCAUGGUGUUGCCACAGCUGCUGCAUGUGCUAAACUUUCUCUUGAGUGCACGAUAUUCAUGGGAAGUGCAGACGUUGGAAGACAGGGGGCGAAUGUGCUGCUGAUAAAAAAUCUUGGUGCUCAGGUUAAAGUUGUGGAUGGAAGCUUCAAGGAUGCAAUGUCUGAAGCAAUCCGGAACUGGGUAGGAGAUCUGGAGACGAGCUAUUUCUUGUCGGGCACUGCCGUAGGGCCUCACCCCUGUCCAACCAUCGUUCGCGAAUUCCAAUCUGUAAUUGGAAAAGAAACCAGAAAACAGGCAGAAGAAAAGUGGGGUGGCAAGCCAGAUGUGCUGGUGGCCUGUGUAGGGAGUGGAUCAAAUGCACUGGGGAUGUUCCAUGAAUUUAUUAGAGAUGAAGAUGUGAGAUUGAUUGGAGUUGAGGCAGCUGGGGUUGGAUUAGAUUCAGGUGCACAUUCAGCAACCUUGGCUAGAGGAGAUGUAGGUGUUUACCACGGGAGCAUGAGCUACUUGUUGCAAGAUGAGGAAGGCCAAAUUAUUGGACCACAUUCCAUUGGAGUAGGCUUGGAAUAUCCAGGAGUCAGCCCAGAAUUGAGCUUUCUCAAGGACAAUGGACGUGCUGAAUUUUACGCAGUCACGGAUGAUGAAGCUUUAGAUGCUUAUCGAAGACUUUGUCAAUUAGAAGGAAUAUUCCCCGCCUUGGAAGCUUCUCAUGCACUUGCUUAUCUCGAAAAACUUUGUCCCGGUUUAGAAGACGGAGCCAAGGUGGUCGUUAAUUGCAGCGGCCGUGGAGACAAAGAUGCUGCAACAGUCUAUAAGCAUAACGAAGAACGGGUGUGAGCCACAAAUAUAUGGCUCAAUUUCUCUAGUUUAAAUCCAAAACAGAAAUCUUCGUGAUCAAAUACUUGACAAAAUAUGUCAAAAUAUAUGCAGAUCAUACGUGGAAAGUUAGUUGACUGGUUCAAUAGAUAGAAAAUAAAAAAAAGUACGGAUACAAAAUGGCAUUGAGCAAAAUCUUUGUGAACUAUUGAUGCCAUUAACCCAAUAACUUAGGCUUCGCUUGGAUUAGCUGUGUUUUGGGAGUGUUUUUGAAAUAUAUUAUGAUUUAAAAUUUUAAUGAAUACUUUUAAAAUUUUAUAAAA